Molecule: messenger RNA, 5622 nt
Organism: Oncorhynchus masou masou (cherry salmon)
Lineage: Eukaryota; Metazoa; Chordata; Actinopteri; Salmoniformes; Salmonidae
Product: transmembrane channel-like protein 5
Exons: 20
Coding region: 679-3783 (1034 amino acids)
Cellular component (GO): plasma membrane
Molecular function (GO): mechanosensitive monoatomic ion channel activity
Source: RefSeq, a predicted model, not a curated record
AUUUUAAACAAUUGUUUGAUACAAUAGUUUUAAAUUGUUACUGUAUCUAACAGCAAUGUAUGCUAUUAUUAUUUGGAACAUGGUUAUAUUUCUCUUAAUUUGACAACACAAAGAUUCACUGUCACAUAUAACUUCUGUUUUUUUCCCCACAAUAAACUACCAUGUCAACAUAUUUGUUAGUCAGAUCUCUUUCCAGACUUUGUUUGCUCGGGAAUUUGUUAUUUCUACUUUGCCUACUUUACUGCCAUAGGGCAGCACUGAGGCACAGACCAUGGCAAAACAGAAACCAUAUCCCUGUGUUAAUAAAUAAUGAUAUACACAGGGAUAGGACAGGGGAGUUAAAUAACUUACUGAAGACAGCCAUUCAAUCCAAAACAUGUGAUGUGUAUUAGAUAGCACAGCUUUAUUUGUGAAAGGAAGAUGGGAAUAGCAUCGAGGCAUGGUCUCAGAAGUCUUGUAUUUGCCCCUUCUUUAUACCCAAGCGGGUCUUGUUGCUAGUGGCACGUUUAUGUCUCGUUUCCAGUUCUCAUUUUAUAUAAUGGCAAGCUGAUUCUCACUAAUUGUUUUACUGAGAAUACAGUAGGAGGACCUUUCAGACCUCCAGGGGACUAAAGAAGAGAAGGACAGAAAUCACCGCCGGGUUAACCACUAUAGAAGAAGAUCAAGCCAAGGAUCCCUAUGUCGCACUACAACAACACUGGAGGAUAUAACAACCCUGCCUAUCAUGACAGUGACACCCUGGAGAUAGAUAGGAGUCCUUCUAGGAAAUCCCAAUCCCAUCACAGUAACCCCCAUGGUAACCCCUACCCCAGGGAUGAUGGAGCCGGGGGUGAGAGGGGUAGGUCCGAUCUUCAGCAGCUCCCAGGAGGGGUCCAGUCCAGCUACGACGAUGCCCAGGAGAGAGUGCCCUGGGGCGGGUGGCAGGAGGGGAGCUGGAGGGGCAGAGACAGCAUUCCCAUGGGUCUCCUUCCUUCCCGGUCGGAGAGCCCACGAUGGCAGCAGCAUGACCUCAAUCACAGCGGGUACCAGAUCGACCAGGCAACACAUUAUGACACAACGCCUCCUGUACGACUUCCAUCUGCAACUUCAGGUCAUGUUCCGAUGAGGUUCAGGGGGUCGGGGAAGAUGAGUCUAUUCCCUGUAGGAGAGGCUGCUCUGGGCAAUCUGGGCCUUUCUGAGGACGACAUCAGGAAUGAGAUGGAGAAUGAGGAACAGAACUUGGUUCAAGAGCUGGUUGCUAUGUCAACGAGGGACAGAAUCAAGGCCAUCCGAGACCUCCCUAUGAGCUUUGAUGACAAGAAACACAUCAGGGGCCAAGUGUUGGCGUUGAAAUCAUUCAAAAAGUCCCGGCAACUGAACUGCUUUGCGGACUGUUCAAAGACUAUCUCACUGGCGUUCCGCAGGUGCGGUGCUAACAUGACUUUAGCCAAGCAGACCCUGGAACUGUGGCGGGGUACCAUGAAGGAGGUCGGGGGUAAAUUUGGCACGGGGGUCCUCUCCUACUUCAAGUUCCUAAAAUGGCUGCUGAUGUUCAACAUCUUCUCCUUCCUGGUCAACUUUGGUUUCAUCACCAUCCCCCAGCUCAUCUAUCACCCCACGCCAGACAUCCCCGCUGGGGUCAGCUUCAAAGGGCUGGAGAUACUGACCGGAGCGGGUUAUUUCAGCCACACAGUGAUGUAUUAUGGCGGCUACAGUAAUAAAACACAAGGGACAGGGGGCCGGUCUGAGUACAACAUGCAGCUGGCCUACUUCUUCACCGUAGCAGCCUACAUGGUGUUGUGUGGAGCCGCCCUCAUCUACAGCAUGGCCAGCUCGUUCAGGAAGAAGUAUGUCCUUGCAGACUCAGGCUUGGGUGGAGCCUGGCAGCUCCUGUGUAGCUGGGACUUCAGUGUGACUAACGAGAAAGCCGUACGACAGCGCAAGAACAAUCUGCGCAUCCAACUCAAGGAGUCCUUAUCAGAAAAGGUCCAGGUGGCCCUGCUACCUCUGACAGAGAGGCUGAAGCACUAUGGGGUCUUCCUGGGUACCUGGCUCCUCUCCACGGGCAUGGCCUUGGGCUGUGGCGCCAGUGUCUACUUCCUGUGUCAAUAUGACACAUGGCGGACGAGGCAGUCAGCGGACAAAGCUUCCGGCACUCUCCUGGAGGAGGCCGCUACUCUCCUCCUCCCCUUUGUGGUGUCCCUGAUCAAUCUGGUCAUCCCUCUCUUCUACUCUCUGUUCAAAAAGAUAGAACACUACUCCAACCCUCGCAUGCAGGUCUAUGCCAUCAUAGUCAGAAAUGUCAUUCUCAAGAUGUCCAUUCUAGGUAUUCUCUGCUACUACUGGAUGAAGGAUGUGGCCAAUACAUUUUCAUGCUGGGAGUCCAUCGUAGGACAAGCCUUGUACAGACUGGUUAUUAUGGACUUCCUCUUCAUAAUGUUAGGAUCCUUCUUUGGAGAGUUCUUGAGCAAUGUCAUUGGGACUAAAUGCAUACAGAGCCUGGGAGUUCCAGAGUUUGACGUUGCCAGGAAUGUCCUUGACCUGAUCUAUGCACAGACCCUGGCAUGGAUCGGAAUCUACUUCUCUCCCCUCCUCCCAGUGAUACAGAUAAUCAAGUUCUUCAUCCUCUUCUACCUAAAGAAGGUCAGCCUGACCCAGAACUGCCAGCCCCCCAGGCGAGCCGGCAGGGCGGCUCAGAUGCAAACCAUCUUCAUCGCUAUCCUCUUCUUCCCUUCCUUCGUGGGGGCUCUAUCCAUGGUGGCCUACACCGUGUGGACUCUGCCCCCCUCAGACAAGUGUGGGCCCUUCAGGGGCCUCAACACCACCUUCAGUGCAAUACAGAUCUGGAUGGACGAUUUGAACAGGGUGGAUGCGUUUCAGUGGACUGUCUGGAUCUACCAGCACGUCAUCAGGAGUGAGAUAUUCUACUUCCUGGUCUCUCUCAUCAUCCUUGUCUUCAUUUACAUCUUCAGGCAGAUCACUCAGGGACGCCAGCUGCUUAUCAUUCUACUGAGACAGCAGAUUGUUAAUGAAGGGAAGGACAAGGCGUUCUUGUUGGAGAAGCUACAGAACCUUCAGAAAUCCAAGCAGAACAAACAGAAAAAGAAAAAACAGGUCAGGAAAAGACAGGAAAAUGAAUCCUCCACUGGCAUGCUCCAGGCUCUGAUUGCCCGACAGCGGUUGGAGCAAGAGAAUGGUGACAGCAGCAGCUCUUUCGGUGUGCCUAUGCCUUCCGGCCACUCAGUCUCUACGACAUCGAGUGCUAUGAUGCAGGCCAUGCUAGCCAGGCAAUACGCAGAGGACCAGAAUGUAGCCAGUUAUCGCGGGGUGCCAUUUCCUGCAGACCAAACACCUGCGCCCUCCAGUGCACUGAUACAGGCCAUGCAAGCCAGGCAAAGGGCGGAGUCACAGAAUGAGGACGAGUUUUACCGGGCGCCAGUCCAGUCACAGAACCCAGUAAACGCGUUACCCAGUGCGAUGAUACAGGUGAUGCAAGCCAGGCAGAGGGCGGAGUCAGAGCAGGAAGAGGACGAGUUUUACCGGACACCAGUUCAUUCAGAACACCCAGUGUCAUCAACGCCCAGUGUCAUCAACACCCAGUGUCAUCAACACCCAGUGUCAUCAACACCCAGUGCGAUGAUGCAGGUCAUGCAGGCCAGGCAGAGAGCAGAGGAGGAGGAGAGCGAGUUUUACCGGGCGCCUGCUUCUUCACAGCACCCAGAUGCGUCAGGCACCGGUAGUGCUCUGAUACAGGCCAUGCUAGCCCGGCAACAGGUAGAGGAGGAGUACAGUGACAGAUACUAAGCAUGACCGAGAACUGAACCACUUGGGGGGAGGGGGGGGCAGGCAAAAUUGAAAUGUGACCAGCUGUAGAAAGCUGAGAAAUGUAAGAGGAAAUGCAAUAAGAUUCUGAAUGGCAUCAAGAGAGGGCAGGACCACCUCUAUGUAGACUGUUUCUAUUGGACCAUAAAAGAGUGUAGCCAAUGGGGUGUGAAAAGAUACAUCUGAUAUAUGUAUUCCCUUUUGAUAAAAGAACACAUUGUUUUUGUAAAAAAAAUGUUUGAAUAUUUAAAAUAUUUGUGUACUGUAUGUAUACAUUAUAUGUGCUUAGUCUGUAAAAUACUGUCGAUGAAUGUUGUAUAAAUGUAGGAAUAUUCUCAUCCGUAUUAAAUUGUAAAUACUAUAAAAUUGUAUGGUACUCUAUGCACAGCACUGUCCUCUAGUGGUAGGGAUUGAACCUGGUCUAGAUGUUCAUCAAUGAAUAGGUACUUGAGUAGAUAUCAAAUAUAUACUUUGAUAAUACAUCCAAGUCACUUAUUGUUCUCAGAGCAAAGCAAAAACAGAUAUAGAACAUAAUGAAAGAAACUACAGCAAAUAUUUUCUGUACAAAAUGAAACACUCUGAGUUUGCUAUGGAAUACAUUUGUUUAUUGAGUAAUUCAUUGCAGAAUCCUUAAUCCCUAUAAGCACAAAGUACUUUAAAUAGAAUACACAGUCAUUGGUCAUAAUUGUACUCAAGUAACAUUGGUGUCCAGUGGUCAGUUUUUGUUUUAUCCGAUACUGAGUAAUGUGCAGUAAACACACCACUGAGGCAACAAACAAUAUGUAACUUCAAAUGGAAAAUAAUACACAUCUUACAGUGAUUUCACAGAUCAAAAACAUUCUGCUUUGUGACACUUAUUUACAUUUAUAUAGUUAUGCGUUAUAGGCACGGUAUACGCUGCAAACACUUGUAGCUAUAUUUUGCAGUGCACAUUCUUAAAAUACAAGUUAAAUGCAGUUUGUCACCCCCUUCCUAAUUCCAAAUUUAGUAAGGCUAAUAGCAUGCAAAAACAUCGCAUAAACAGUCCUAUGGUGUCCCAGGAAAAUCAGAGGGCAUUUUGUUACAAAUCUUGUUUAAAUGGGCGUCCAUUUUUGAACCUACAAAUGAAUGAUAUAUACCCAUUAAUUCUUGAAGAAUAUAACAUUAAUGCCUCAUCAGCUUAGUUCAACUGUCUGACCCCAUUAGAACCCAAAAUAGAAGCUUGUUUCACUCCAAUGUUUGUAAACAAAGUCAAUGUAAACAAACACUACACAGCCUCAAAACAUGGUUAAAACUAUAAUGUCAAUAUCAUGGAUAUUCAGUCCUUGCAUCCAUAGUUCUGUCUCUGAAUUUGAGAGUGGUUACAUUUCUCCAGCUCGAUUCCUCAGCUUUUAACUGAAACAGGGGAGGGUGAAACGCUAUUGUUAUUGAUUGCUGCUUUCCUUGUGUGUCAGAUCAUCUAGUUGUAUGAUCAGUGUGUACACGGCUGUCUUUCCAUGACUAUCAACGCCCAAACUGGGAACAAGGGAGUGAAUAUCCUGGCUCAAUUAAGGCAGUGAUGAAUUCAAUCAGAACGGAUUCAGUUUCUACAGAAUCCCCAAAAGACCCAACACCGGUGACGGACCACAAUUGGAUAGCACUGACUUCAUACAUUUACUUUUGACACAUCCUGGUGAGCAAAACGAGUUGAAAUGACGAUGAAAUAACAUCAGCACAACCAGAAACAGGUUAAAAAUGACAUAACUGCGACAUCGUGUGAACCAGUUGUAACCAGUUUUUCCCCGCUGGGAUCCCUCCCUUCAGCACUGGUCUUCCCCCAGAGUCUCUGAUACGUCACUCGGG